Stegodyphus dumicola is the source of this 2945-nucleotide messenger RNA. RefSeq names its product leucine-rich repeat and fibronectin type-III domain-containing protein hattifattener (gene haf). Gene Ontology annotation, molecular function: protein binding. NCBI's taxonomy places the organism in Eukaryota, Metazoa, Arthropoda, Arachnida, Araneae, Eresidae. Gene Ontology annotation, cellular component: plasma membrane. The record is from RefSeq and is a predicted model, not a curated record.
CGUGCCGAAACCACAACCUGCUCUUGCGGCGAGUGGUGAUAGCUGCAACUCCCUCCCAAGAGAAACUCCUCGGAGAUGUGCUCGUGUUUUAUUCCACUGCAUCUUCCCUCCACCGGCGUGGAAUUUUUUAUGACGACAAAAGUGUAGGACUAAUACUUCACACUGUUGGUUGAGUCGAGACAAAAUGGUACAUGUUCUGAUGAGAAUGUUUCGGUGUUUCGUUGAGUGAUUGAUCCAAAGAAAGAGUGAAACAUACCACCUCAUCAUGUACAGCUUACCUCCAAAACGAAAAGCAGAUAUGGAAUGGGUCCUGUUAGGAUUAUGCUUCUGGUCAUUACUGCUGCUGGUCAGCAGUCAAUGCCCAUGGUCGCGUGAAUUGGUCGACCUACAUACGGACUGUGUUUGCGCCUACAGCAACAGCCAGCGACUAUCAAUUCAGUGCAGUCCAGUUAACUUCACAAAGCUAGUACAAACCUUAAAGUCAUCUGUCAAGAACAUUCCCAUAGACCUUCUAUACAUUAGCAACAGCACCAUCGAAAUCCUUCAGAAUGGAAUCUUCGACGAUCUUAAAAUUCAAAGCUUGCACCUGUCCAAAAGCAAAAUUAGAGACGUAGAAGUCGAAGCUUUCAGAGGGCUAGAAGAAAGCUUGAGUAGCCUAAAUCUGCAGGAUAAUCUCAUCAGGGAGGUUCCCACUGAAGCUAUGGGAAACCUGACGUCGCUUCAGUUCCUGGACUUGUCCCACAACUUGAUACGAGAUGUGCCCAACGAUGCAUUCAAAGGCUUACCACUGACGACGCUAAAACUCUCUGAUAAUCGCCUGAAUAUAUCCGACUUUGCCUUCCGCGGGCUGGAAGGAACAGUUAAGAACUUGAACCUGCAGGCCUGUGAAUUGACGGCAAUGCCAAAAGCCAUCCAGAGGCUGAAAGUGUUGGCAUUUCUCGAUCUCGCACAGAAUAAGAUCGAGGCACUAGAACCCGAGUUCUUGUCUGAAAUGCAGUCGCUAACGGCGAUUAACUUGGAGAGGAACAAGAUAAAGGACGUCGACGAAAAAGCUUUUAUGGGGGUGAAUGCCACUUUGAGUACAGUGUCCCUCUUGAACAAUAUGCUCAGUGAAUACCCAAUGAAAGCAAUCGAGAUGCUGUCGGAAAUAAGAGUUUUGGAUCUGGGCUUCAACGGAAUAACAAUACUCCCACACGAUGCUUUCAAAAGAAAUAAAUAUUUGACACUGUUGGCUCUGGAUGGUAAUCCUCUACCCACCAUACCAGUUCAAGCUUUUCUGCAUCUCAACUCUACAUUAAGAGGACUUAGCUUAGGAGGUUCGGCGCUGCAAUGCGAUUGCCGCAUCCGCUGGAUUGCGGAAUGGGUGCAGGCCCGUGACUUGCAAGUUACCAGCCGAGAACGCAAUCCUCAAUUCUGCGGAAGCCCAGAACACCUCAGGAAACGGAAUUUCUUCCAGUUGCUCCCAUCGGAUAUGAUAUGCGAUAAUGAGACACAACGCCACCCGACUAAGAGACCUAAGAGACUAAAUGUCGGAUUCGAAGAUGGGUCAAAUAACGUCAAAGAUACAGCAGAUAACAUUGUACAAAUUGUAACCUUGGACACACAUGUCGAUAUAACAGGUACAACAAAAGCUGAUACCAAAGCUGACACGACGCCAAUCGAAGAUCUUCCGGUGCGCAGUGGAACAUCCAGUGUUAGAAAAAAGGAAAACAAAUCUAUCCGUAUCAAGCACGCUUAUAAAAGGGAUUCAACGCUAGUUCUGGAAUGGGAAUCCACAACAGAACCGAUCUUGGGCUAUCAGGUUUUAAUCCGUAUGUUCGGCAGUCGCGAUUUAAAAAGAAUUGUGCCUGUUCCAAGCGAGAGGCGCCAACUACAACUCGAGCAUUUGCCACUCAGUCAGUGUCUUGUGGUGUGUGUCAUUGACUACGAAGAACCUUCCACCAUCAAAGUUGACAGCAUACCUUCUAGACAAUGCAGAGAACUGAAAGGUGAUGACAGCAGGAUACUGUCACUAGACAAAAUCGUGAUAGCUGCAUCAGCUGUCAUCUGUGUCGUGGUCAUUAUCGGAGCACUAGUGAUUAUCCUUUUUUACUUUCGACGGCGAGAUAUUCUGGCCACACCUUCAUCAUCCAUGCAUCGACACUCGGACGCUCCAGCAGUUUUGCCAGCUCUUGUGAAACAGCCACCACCUGAAACAGAUUGGGAAACACUGUCUUGGAACAGCGGGCGCAGCACGCCCAAAACUAAUGUGCAUAACUGCCUCAUGAGCAAAUCAGGAAGCACCAGCCAUAGCUUCGUACUGAAUGACGGACAACUCCAAGACUCACAUAAAGGAAGCAGAGUAAUACCUAACGGCUUCUCGAAAUCUUAUUCUACCCAUGAUAACGAGUCGAGAUUGUCGUAUUCUCACAUAUCAGCUAAGAUCUCACAAAACAAUCUGGACAUUCAAAGAUCCAAAUCCUUGACAAGACCCCAUGGCUACCAACCUUACAGCGGUGGCCAUACAAAGAGAAAGAAGCACAGACAAAACGGCCGUUUGGCAUCUGCUAGUUCUUCAACGGAAUGCGAAUCAGACUGGAAUAGUAGAUCUAUAUGGAAAGACAACGAUGUAGACAUUUACAUCAGCCAAAACCAUAUGGUGCCAGGCAGCCGCAAGUACAGGAAGGAUUACAGCAUAAGAUGAACAACAUAAGCCAAUCUUCCCACCAACAAACUCCGCGCAUUAAAAAAAAAAAGUUUGUGAAAACUUUACUAUAAGUUCGUCUAGGAGAAUACAAUAAGUGAUAACAGCUAUGCUGGUUCGUAGACCAAAAUACAAGAACGAUCUUAAAAUGAAGGCUAUAAUUUCAGUAACUAAGAAUAUUACAGAUGGUAAAAACUAACAAAAUUAUACUUAUCAUAUGCGUGCAGAUAUACUACACAUUAAAAAAAAAAAAAAAAAAAAA